Heterotrigona itama is the source of this 3877-nucleotide messenger RNA. The record is from the annotation of a GenBank genome assembly. NCBI's taxonomy places the organism in Eukaryota, Metazoa, Arthropoda, Insecta, Hymenoptera, Apidae.
ACUAUUACUAGACCCUUCAAGGUAAGUUUUAAACAUUCUAUUUAUUUUUCAUUUUAUUAUUCAUUACAUGAAAUUAUGUUACAAAGUCCCAAACCACACGUAAUCACUAGUAUAUUGUUACAAAGCAGUAAAUAUUAUUAAAAUAAAUAUCUUGAACGGAAUUCGAUUGAAAAUGAAAUCAAUAUUAACUAAACGAUUACUCCUGUCACGACUAUAAUUUCGUUGUUAUAAAAUGUACAUUAAUAAUAACGUUAAAUCAGAAUGUCAAUGCAUUGAUAUUCAACUGAAACAAUUGUAUUAUUUAUAUAGUUGUGUGAUUAGAAAAUUCCUAUAAAUGGAAGCGUGCGUCUCAAGUUUCGUCUAUAGUCUAUACUAAAAAGCACCCUCUAUCACGUACGCGCACUGCGCCACGACCUUUAAUGGGCGCAGCUUCCCUGGAACCCAAUUACUCCCUCAACUUCGGAUAGAAACCGUCUCCGCUUGAUCCUUCUAGCUGAACGAUAUUUUCUCAAUUUUUCUACAGUGAAUAAACCGAUACAUGGUUUGGUGAAUAAAUCAGCAAAGUAUAAUUCGAUAAAUUGCGUGACGUUCGAAGCGGGAACUUAAUUAAAAAAAUUAUUUGUAUCGAACAAAAAUAUAUACGUGUACGAGAAACGCGAGCUGUGUUUACCCUGGUGUUCGUCGUUUGGAACAGUUCCAUGUUUUCUUGAAUCGUUUCUAAAUGUUUCCUCGGCGUCUAUUGAGGGUGAUGCUCGGAAGACUGUACGAUGUCCCGUAAAUGGUAUUUGUUGAAGAAAUCAAAAGAAGUGUGAAGAGUUCGAGACCUCUUUAAUUAGGUACUAGGUUUUUCGGCUUUGUCUGCUGGGAUUAAUCUUAACAGUGUAUGCUGGAUCUACGAUGAUCAUGUAUACAGUCGCGGAAGAUCACAUGGGCGAUACUGAAAUCGCACAGGUGAUAGCAUUCAUAUGUGGAAUAAUAGUAAUAUUAUUGAUGAUAAUGGGCUUAGCCUCUACAGACUGGUUAAUGGCAUUAGGAUGGAGACAAGGUCUAUUUGCACAUUGCAUUGAAGAAGCAGCACCUACACCUUUACCAUUUAACGUACCAGAUUCAGCAGGCUGUUUUCAAGCUAGGGAUGUUGCUUAUAUAAAAGCAGCUGCUGCCUUAUGUGUUGUAUGUCUAAUAACAGAUAUUGCAGCAACAAUCUUGACUGGUCUUGGUUUGAGGUCACAAGAUAAUCGUGACAAACACAAAUAUUAUAGAUUUGCAGUUUUCUGCAUGGGAUUUGCAUGAAACCGACCAAUGUGGGAAUUUGGUUGGGCAUAUGGAGUGGGUUGGGGUGCAGCUAUAUUUUUGUUUGGUGGAGCAGUGUUGUUACUAUGCGAUAAGGAAAGCGAAGAAAUUUACUAUAAAGAAAGAAAAAUCGUUCGCGAUGAUAUCGGCGGCGGCGGCGGUGGUUCUAUGAUUGGUAUGGGACAUCAUGGUGGACGAAGUGGGACGCAAUUAGCCUAGUGGCAUUGCUCCCUGCCCGACGUUGUUCUCUAGGUGAUUAAUUUCUUCUUUUUCUGUCCUCACCAUUUGAUACAUUUGUGGAAAAAAACGUACACAUGUAUAAGAGUGAAUGGUUUUUAUAUAUAGUCUAUCUAUUACACCAGCAUGUAUUGGACAUAAUUAUCACUUUGAUAUAGGAUGUACGAAACAUCUUAUCAACGAAAAUAAGGUUCGUAAACGACUGAAACUUGAUUAAUUCGUUCGUGGGUUACCAAUUUCCAAUUUCACAUAGUAACAAUUUCGGGACCAUUGCUCCAUUUAGUUUAUUACAACAUUACAUUUUAUGUAUAUUAUGUAACUACAAAUAUUUUUUAUGUAGUAUAUUUACAUUUUUUUUUAAAUUUGUUAAUUAACUUUUUAUACUAUUAUUACAAUGAUAGCAUUCAUGCUGCAUUUUUUUACUUAUGAAACAUUAUACAAAGUCGCAAUUAAUUUUGUUUAUUUAGAGUAAAUUCGUUUCAUUUAAUUAUUAAAAUGAUUUUAAGGUUUUAAUUUCAUUCAAUUAUCAUUUAGAAUUUUUCAUAGUUCAAUUUUUAUUGUGCCUGUAUCAAUUAUACUGUUGGUUAAGACCAGGAAAAAUCAUUUGUUUUCAAUACUGAAAAUGAUUUUUAUCGUUCGAAAAUAGUAAACAAUACCGAAGUACUUAAAUAAAAUUUUAUAUUUCUUUAUUAAGAAAGUAAAGACUUAGACAAAAAUUUCCGUAAUAAAAAGUUAAAAAAUGUACGAAUAAUUAAUAUGAUCAUAAAAUCAGACACUGCCUGAUCUUUAGUCAAAUUACGCGUAAAAGAAAAUCAUUAUUUUUAUUUUUAUAAAAAAAUUGCAGCUUUGAUUUAAUUACUAUUUAUUAUGUUUAUUUCCUAUAUAUAGCGUAUGUACAUAUACAUACAUAUGUAUAUAUAUAUUAGAUGCUAGUAAUUUAUUNCAAAUGAUUUAUAUUAUCAAGGCGUUUACCAAUAAUAUUUUGAUAUAAUAUUAUUUUCGUAUAUAAUACUUUGCAAUAAAAUUUGGCCAAAAAUUGUUUUAGGCAAUAUAUUUUGUGAUUACAUAUACGCACAAAACUAAUUUUCUGUGUUUUGGAAAAAAGUAGCAUUUAUAAAAAAAAAAUCGCAUGCUUGGGCUCACUGUCGAUAAGUAUAAAUUCUGAAAAUUUUUGUUAUUGAUUUAAGAUAUUUUGAAAUAACAAUUAAUUACACAAUUAUGUAAUUUUCCAUCGUAUAAUCAUAAUUUAAUGACUAAAUUACUAUUAAUUUUUAUAUAUAUCAUUUUCGUGAUUUUUAUACACAUUAUCCCAAAGUCUUCCUCUGUUAAUAAAAGUGCAAAUGUUUUUCUAUUAUAAAACAUACAAAUGCUACCUCUAGUAAUUUUUAUUUUUCAAGUACAAUUAUUUGAAUUAUAAAUUUUAUUUCAAAUAGAUGAAAGAAAACGAAAGUAUAAUUCUUCCAAAAUUAAUAUAUUGUAUUUGAUUUAAUUAUAAAGGAUAUCUUUAGUUGCUUAUCUUGUCUAAUUGUAGGACAAAAAUAUGUAAAUGUUUAUUUGCAUAAAUAGUUUAGUUCUAUAUUAAUAAUAAUUAUAGCGAUUAAUUUAAACGAAGAAAAUUAUUAAGUUGAACAAAUAAUAUCUAUUCUUUGUUAAUAUGUAAAUUUGAUAAAAUAUUCCAAACGAUAUGUGUAAAUUGAACAAAUUACAAGGCUGGUAUGGAUUGUUACAAUAAUCUGUAUAAAUAUUUCAGUAUUUUUAUUAUGUUUUACUUUUAUUUAAGAGGAAAGAUUAGUAUGCGUCGUCGUAUUGAGGGUAAUCAUAUUUAAAUUAUACCAUUUACCAAGCAUGUAUGCAAUGUGAGAGCUGACAUAUGUAUGUACGCGUCAUAAGUUUCUAAUGAUGUUUUCAAUAUUACAGAAAUGAAUGAAUGAAAAAAAAAAAGAAACAAAGAAAACAGUAAUAUUGAAAAUUCAUUGAACUGGAUAAAAACAAAUUUCUAGCAGUAUUAUGUGUUUCGUAGUAACUCUUAAUUGGUAACCAUAUCUUUCUUUCUAUUUGAUUUGAAUCAAAUGAAUAUUCAUAAUUUUCAUCCACCGUCUGUAAGGAGGAGUUUUAACUUCCCCAUAAAUCAAAUAUAUUUUAAGUUAAAGACAGCACCAAAUAUUUAAGUGUGCGACAGAAUAGAGGCAGCUCGGGCAGGUAUUAUCUAUUAUGUUAUCUGCAUUACAUACGUGUACGUAUAUGUAUAUAUAGGUAUUUUAUAAAUACAUGUAAUAGAAUGAUACAGUUCCAGUUAUCGCUAUAGCCGAUACUCUUAAUGAAAAGGGAAAAAAAAAGAAGAAAGGUUUGA